Messenger RNA from Salvia hispanica, 1447 nucleotides. RefSeq names its product protein BTR1-like. NCBI's taxonomy places the organism in Eukaryota, Viridiplantae, Streptophyta, Magnoliopsida, Lamiales, Lamiaceae. Gene Ontology annotation, molecular function: RNA binding. The record is from RefSeq and is a predicted model, not a curated record.
ACUCUCGCUUCUCUCUCUCUAGAUUUCGAUACCUCUGACCAUAAACUCUGCAUUCUCUCUCUCUACAUAUACAUAACUAUACUCGAUUGCAUCCUGUUGUUCAGGCAUUCAUGGCAAUGGAAGGUGAUAAAGCUGCAUACGUCGAGGUAUCGACCGAGGUUCAGCAGAAUCAAUCGUCGCCGCGCAAAUCAUCGCCUCCUCCGCCAGAUAGCGAAGAGAAGACCACUCAUGUUAGGUUCCUUUUAUCAAACGCUGAAGCUGGUUCUGUAAUUGGAAAAGGUGGUUCAACAAUCAAUGAUAUUCAGUCACAAUCUGGAGCACGCAUCCAGUUGUCGCGCAACUAUGAGUACUUUCCUGGCACAUCUGAUAGGGUUGUCAUGGUAUCUGGAAGAGUUGACGACAUAUUAAAAGCACUUGAUCUCAUUAUGUCUAAACUACUGGAUGAGUUUUAUGUGGAAGAUGGUGGCCAGGUUGAUCCUGAGUCCAAAAUUAGACUGGUUGUGCCCAAUAGCUCUUGUGGUGGAAUAAUUGGAAAAGGUGGAGCCAUUAUAAGGUCACUGAUUGAAGACUCCAGAGCUAGCAUUAAAAUAUCUCCCCAGGACAACUUUUACCCUGGCUUGCAUGAUAGAUUAGUGACUGUGGGUGGUGCCCCAGAAGAACAAAUGCGAGCUAUUGAUCUUAUCCUACAGAAAUUGGUAGAGGAUCAACAUUACCUGCAGUCUGCCAAUGCUCCAUUUCCAUAUGCUGCGGUGGCAUAUAAUGGGAUGAACUAUGGACCAAAUGGUGCUGGAGGGAAGUAUCAGAAUAAUAGGCUUCCGAACAAGACUCAGGAGGACAGAAGCAGUUCCGUAACUAUUGGCAUUCCAGACGAACACAUCGGAAUUGUCGUUGGCCGUGGUGGAAGGAAUAUUAUGGAGUUGAGCCAGCUUAGUGGAGCCAGGAUAAAGAUAUCGGAGAGAGGCGAUUUCAUGUCCGGGACAUCUGAUAGGAAAGUUACCAUCACCGGGUCUCAAAGAGCUAUUCACAUGGCUGAGUCUAUGAUAUCCCGGAAAGUUGCUUCUGUUACUGAGCAAUAAUGUGAGCACUGCUCGUUUUCACGUCUGAUCAUGUUAAAGAUACCUCGUUCUGGAUCGUGUGGUAUUUAUUUUAGCGUUAUCGAAAAAAUAGAAACUUGUUCGUUUGUUACGGUUUAGUAAAGGAAGUUGAUAAACGGGAGGGGAUAAUUACACAUUUUGCUUCAGAGAGCUUCACACUAUCUAAGUUGUUGGCAUGAACUUCUUAUUUUAGAAGAGGAAGGCAAAUAGUAAAAUAUUUAUUGAGGAAAUUACCAAAUCUGGUUUGCUCUGUCUUUAUACAGUUGUAAUCUGUUAUGGAUAAACUUCAUUACAUUUUCUGAUUUCUGAACUAUGGAAUCUGUGAUAAAAGUUUUGACUUGUUCUUGUUUGUA